Molecule: messenger RNA, 1299 nt
Organism: Drosophila willistoni
Lineage: Eukaryota; Metazoa; Arthropoda; Insecta; Diptera; Drosophilidae
Gene: miple2
Exons: 5
Coding region: 154-1011 (285 amino acids)
Biological process (GO): mesoderm morphogenesis
Cellular component (GO): extracellular region
Molecular function (GO): growth factor activity; heparin binding
Source: RefSeq, a predicted model, not a curated record
UUGCCUUUCUGUUCAGUUUAACUGCAGCACUGGAUCUGGACUGUUGAUCGCAAGAUUUGUAUUAAGCAGCGACAUUUACAAUAUCUGCAAAUAUCUUAUAAAAGGAGGAUAUGCACACACAUUUUGUUAUUGUUUGAGUUUGAAUAAUAAAACAUGAAUCUCACAGCAAUGACUAUUUCCGUAAUGGCAGUUCUGCAGUUCUCGCUAAUUCUGCUAUUGAUGCCAACGACACUGAUUUAUGCCGAAGAGCAUGAUCAAAACGUCUCCCGCAGUAGUGCCCGACUGAUUUUAAAGACUCGCUCCGGGUUUAUUCUUGAGCGUGAGGCACGCGGAGCUGUUAGUGUAGCGAGCGAGGCUGGCACACCAACACCUGCGUCUAGUAAAGAAAACAAACGGAUCAGGAAUAAUAAGAAAUCCAUUAAAAGGCAAGAUCAUUUACAACACGGAGCAACAUCGACAGGUGGACGCAAGUCGGGGUUUAAGAAGCUAGGCGAUAAUGGCAAUAACAAUUCGCAGCACAAUCGGCAAAUUUUUAAACAACAGCAGAAGCACCAGCAACAACACUCACAGCAAGAACAACAAGAUGGCAAUGAACAGGGGCUUAAACCAAAGGUCAAGACUUCCGAAAAUAACAAGUCAUCUACCUGCCGUUAUGCCAAGACCGUUUGGUCGGAUUGCGAUGGUGCAACAAAUAUGCGGACGCGCACCUUGUCUCUAAAAAAGGGUGAAGCCAAUUGUCUUCCCACUCGAACCAUUCAGAAGAAGUGCAAAAAAGACUGUCAUUAUGAAAAGGGCGCUUGGUCAGAUUGCAUUGCUGGGCAAAUAACACGUGAAGAUAAACUAAGAGCUGAUUCAUCUACAAUGGGAACUGGGCAAUGUGAUCCCGUACGUACAGUUUAUAAAAAAUGUAAUCCGGGUGCCAAACAAAGAGGCGUUGCAGCUAAUCGUAGUGGUAACAAAGAACGCAAACGCAAGGAAAAGGGCACGCGCCGUACACCGACGGAAGUUUAAAAGGUCUUCAAUUUUUUUUUUAUACUGAAGGAGUUAAAACGACGUAUGUAUAAGUACAUAUGUUGUAUGUAUGAACAUGCGUAGAUGUAUGAAAUGUAUAAGCUAUCAGCAAGAAAAUUUAUUGCUUGCUUUACUUUAAAAAACAUAACUUUUUGUAAACAUUUAAGAGAGCAGCAAAUUUCCAUAAUUGCUAUUUUCACUAUAAAAUUAUACAUAUUUUUGACAUGAUUUAAAACGUUAAAACUGUGACAAUAAAUAUGAGAUGAGCAAAAAUGCAAAACAAAAAAG